GUCGCUACAUUCGUCGACCUUGCUUCGACUUUGCCGAGUCAAAGUGUUUCGACGACAGAAGAUUCCAAAACGUACUCGAGAAUUUUGUGACAAGUUGCAGCACCGAACAGAGGUUAUCGAAGUUGGAAAGCAUCACCGAUACAUUACAAGUUAAAGGUGAAAUUAUUUCGAAGCCGAUACAUAUAAAUUGCAGAAUUAUGGCACUGAAUAAGCUCAGCAUCGACAAAGUGGAUUUAACGGACAAACGGGUUCUGAUACGGGUGGACUUCAAUGUACCAUUGAAAGAUGGCAAAAUAACCAAUAGUCAAAGAAUUGUAGCUGCACUGGACACUGUUAAAUAUGCUCUAGAAAAGAAAGCCAAGUCUGUCGUAUUAAUGUCCCAUUUGGGUCGUCCAGAUGGAAAACAAGAUAUGAAGUACACUCUAAAACCAGUCGCGGAAGAAUUAAAAUCACUACUUGGAAAGGAGAUUUUGUUUUUAAAUGAUUGUGUUGGACCAGAGGUUGAAGCUGCUUGUUCCAAUCCUGCCCCUGGAACUAUCAUCUUGUUAGAGAAUCUAAGAUUUCAUGUCGAGGAAGAAGGCAAAGGAUUAGGACCAGAUGGGAAUAAAAUAAAAGCGGACAAAGACAAAGUGUUGGAAUUCAGAAAUUCACUGAGAAAACUCGGAGAUAUUUAUGUUAACGAUGCAUUUGGUACAGCGCAUCGAGCUCACAGUUCAAUGCUGGGAGAAGGAUACGAAACAAGGGCAAGCGGUUUCCUUUUGAAAAAAGAAUUGGACUAUUUUGCUAAAGCGUUAGAUAAACCAGAAAGACCAUUUCUGGCAAUACUAGGAGGCGCAAAAGUUGCCGAUAAAAUACAACUGAUAAAUAACUUGCUGGAUAAAGUUAACGAGAUGAUCAUUGGUGGUGGAAUGGCGUAUACUUUCUUGAAAAUGUCGAAAAAUAUGAAGAUAGGUAAUUCGUUAUUUGACGAAGAAGGUGCGAAAAUAGUAAACGAUUUAUUAUCAAAAGCUGAGAAGAACAAAGUUCAAAUACACUUACCAGUCGAUUUUGUUACCGCUGAUAAAUUUGCGGAAAAUGCUGCCGUCGGUUCAGCGGAUUUAGAAAAUGGUAUACCAGACGGUUGGAUGGGCCUCGAUGUUGGACCAAAAUCCAGAGAGUUGUUUAGCGAACCGAUCAAAAGAGCAAAAACUAUCGUAUGGAACGGUCCCGCAGGCGUCUUUGAAUUCGAGAAUUUCAACAAAGGUACAAAAAGUCUGAUGGAUAAUGUUGUGAAUGUUACGUCGCAAGGCGCUAUUACCAUAAUUGGGGGAGGCGAUACAGCCACGUGUGCCGCUAAAUGGAAGACCGAGGAUAAAGUAAGCCAUGUAAGCACCGGAGGUGGUGCAAGUUUAGAACUUCUCGAAGGGAAAGUCUUACCCGGUGUAGCAGCUCUAUCUCCCUUGUAAAUUAGCGAUCUUUAUGUUUCAAAGUAUCAGUUGGCAUUCAAAUUUUAAAGAUAUCGAUUACGUUUGGGUAUUAAAACUGAUGCUGAUGCUGAUGCUGAUGCUGAUGUCUGAUGUCUGAUGUCUGAUGUAAUUGGUCGAAUGUCUUAUCUAACAACUUCGUUAUCAUUUCUGUGCAAAAAGCAUUGUACUCAACGAAACAUAAUUCUCGUUAUUGUACGUAGAAUAUAUUACUAUUAAUUAACCAAAGCGAAUGUAAACACGCUCGAAACACAAUUGUUUGCAUGAACGCGCAUUAUGAUGUGCACAAUUACUGUUAGAGUACAAAAGAGAAAAUGUAUGUAGAUACUGUCAGCCGUCGUAUAAAAAAAAUGUUAGGUAGUAGAUAAGAGCAAUGUAAAUUCACCAGUUCUAUAAUACAACGUCAAAUACAAACAUUUAAUUACUUCGAUAAAUAAAAUUCACUUAUUGUAGAUUCCAUGAUAUAUUGACAUACCAAUUAAAACAACGGAAUGCUAUUUCAUACAAAUCAGAGUGUACAUAUACAAAACAUGGGGGUUUAAACAUAAUAUGUAUAGACCUCGUAGAGAUCUAGUAUGGUCGUAAAUUAACACCUACGGAUACCCGCGGUAUUUCAAUCCGUGCCUUGUAUUUUAUUGUAAGGAAGAUUUCGCACAAUAAAAGAAUAACGAUUGAUGACUAACGGUAUUUCAUUUACAAGCAGAAAAACUGCAAAUAUUAAUUAGUAUUUACAAUAUUUGGAAUAUUUGGAAUUUUUUAUUUCAAUAUAUUGUACGAUAUAUUGAUGGACCGUUCUGCGUAUGGGUCCGAUCGACGGUUCAGGUUCUUAUUUCCUCAUAUUUCUGUGAAUUCGUAUGUCCCGACACUCGAAACAUGUUUACAUUACCACUCGACUGAUUUUACGACCACCCUAUAUGUAUGUAUCUCUGCGAGGACCAUUGAGCUCUAUCCUAACUAGAGUGUGAACAGUGGUUUGGGAGCCGGUCAGAGAGAAAAGAAAUGCCGUGUUUACACAGAUUACAACGUGGCGUCUAUAUCCCCUGCCUCUAUACGCAAAUUUACUACAGAAUAGUACAGACAGAGAUGGACACUAAGAAGAAGAAGCAUAGGUUCACCGCAUAUUUUUUAUUUCUCUCUGACCGCUGUUGUCGCCUUUACGUCUUAGCACAGGUGUUCACAGUCCAGUUAGGACGGGGACUAUACCAUCCUAAUAAUGCUGUGUGUAUAUGAAUACACAGUAAAGCUCCCUUAAACAUUCGAACGUCGCGUCAGGUUUAGAACUGUUAUGGAUCCAAGUCGAUGCAUUCCGCACAGUACAAAUUUCAUUUGACUUUGGCAGCAGCGAUGGUCGCAGAAAAUGAAAGAUUGACUGAGCGUCGAGGUAGCCGAAAACGGUUUAAAUGCCUACGUAUCAGCGAUACAGCAAUAAUGCAACGAUGAAAUUUUGUUGGUCUUGGGUUCUUUGUUAAUGAAAACUUGA
This is a messenger RNA of Dufourea novaeangliae, 2943 nucleotides long. RefSeq names its product phosphoglycerate kinase (gene Pgk). The record is from RefSeq and is a predicted model, not a curated record. Gene Ontology annotation, cellular component: cytosol. NCBI's taxonomy places the organism in Eukaryota, Metazoa, Arthropoda, Insecta, Hymenoptera, Halictidae. The transcript is spliced from 5 exons. Gene Ontology annotation, molecular function: phosphoglycerate kinase activity; ATP binding; ADP binding. Bases 198 to 1445 code for a protein of 415 amino acids. Gene Ontology annotation, biological process: gluconeogenesis; glycolytic process.